CUGAGUUUUUCCAGAUAAGCCCAAGCAUGUCUCAGAGUCAGACCCUCCUUUGCUGGCCAUCUGGAGUGGCAUGUCGGUCAUACCAGGUUUUGAGACAAGGGAGCAAGCUGCAACACAGCAUUCGGAUUUCUACUACUGGCAGCGCCUUAGCACCGUGUGAGCAUAGCUCCAUCCCCGGCCCCACCAACUGGCCAGUGCUGGGGAGCCUGCUGGAGGUUAUCAGGAGAGGAGGGCUCCAAAAACAACACAAAACACUGGUCGAAUUUCACAAGAAAUUUGGGAAGAUUUUUAAGAUGAAAUUGGGGCCAUUUGAAUCCAUACACAUCGGUGCUCCGUGUCUCCUCGAAGCGCUUUACCGCAAAGAAAGCAAUUACCCGCAGCGUCUGGAGAUCAAACCGUGGAAGGCUUACCGAGACUAUAGAGACGAAGCGUAUGGACUGCUCAUACUGGAAGGAAAAGACUGGCAAAGGGUGAGGAGCAUAUUUCAAAAAAAGCUGAUGAAGCCAACAGAAGUGGUAAAACUGGAUGGAAAAAUCAACGGGGUUUUAGCAGAUUUCAUCGGCAGAAUGGAGAUGGUCCGUGACGAGGCAGGAAAGAUUAAUGAUUUCUACCAGGAACUGAACAAAUGGUCCUUUGAAACAAUUUGCUUGGUGUUAUAUGACAAAAGAUUUGGCCUGCUGGAACAAGAUGUAGUUGAAGAAUCUUUGAACUUCAUACAGGCAGUUAAAAUUAUGAUGAGUACAUUUGGUAAGAUGAUGGUGACUCCAGUUGCGCUCCAUAAAAGCUUUAAUACAAAGACAUGGAAAGACCACACAGAAGCUUGGGACAAUAUUUUCAAAACAGCAAAAUGCCACAUUGAUGGAAGAUUGCAUAGACACUCAGCCUGUCCGGCCAAUGACUUCCUCUCAGAAAUCUACAAUGGCAGUGAACUAUCGAGAAAAGAGCUGUAUGCUGCUAUCACUGAGCUUCAGAUUGGAGGAGUAGAAACGACUGCCAACAGUUUGCUUUGGGUCAUCUUUAAUCUGUCACGCAAUCCCAAGGCACAAGACAAGCUUAAUCAAGAAAUACAGCAUGUGCUGCCUAAAAACCAGGCCCCAACUGCAGGAGAUAUUAAGAAAAUGCCCUACCUGAAGGCUUGCCUGAAGGAAUCUAUGAGGAUUACUCCUUCCGUGCCCUUCACAAGUCGCACCCUGGAUGAAGAAACUGUUCUUGGUGACUAUUUGCUACCUAAAGGAACUAUUUUAAUGAUAAACAGUCAUGCAUUGGGGUGUAAUGAAGAAUAUUUUAAUGAGGGAAUGCAGUUCAAACCUGAGCGGUGGCUACAGGAUAAGCAUACAAUCAAUCCCUUUGCACAUGUGCCAUUUGGUGUUGGGAAAAGGAUGUGUAUAGGCCGGCGGCUGGCUGAGCUACAGUUGCAGUUGGCCCUCUGCUGGUUGGUUCCAAGGUACAAAAUAGUAGCUACCGACGAAGAUCCUGUGGAAACAUUGCAUUCUGGAACAUUGGUGCCUAAUCGUGAAAUCCCAGUUGCAUUCCAAAUACGUUAAGGAGCACUGUAAUUCUUCGAGAGCACAGCCCAGCCUACACCUUUGUUAACCUCAGCAUUUUACAAUCAGUCAAAAAGGCACCGCAAGGCCAAAAGAAUGUUGUGGGAAAGGAAAGAUUACAACACAUUCACUGACCCGCAAAGGAUUACAGCUUUUUCAACCCUAAGGCUGGUCUGAUAAGAAAUUGAGUAAUGUGGCAACUUAUUCUGUCAGACCUAUUCACUGAGCAAUGGCCCUUGCUAGUGAAUGAAAAACUAUAAAAACUAUAAUAUGUAACAUUUGAUGCUUAAUAUAUGUUUAAGGUUAGGAUAUAAGAUAUGAUUUGUUUUAAUGCCACUUUCCCAAAAUAUGUUACAAAUAACCAGAAGGAAUUCUGAUGCUCUGAAAAUGCUUGGCUGUUCCAGCGUUCUCCAAUAUGGAACUUCAGGAGCCAGAAAUAGGCUAGGACUUGCUAACGCUGCUUGGACUUCUUUCUAUUGUCACCUGGAGGCAGACAUCUACACACUAUGUAGAAAGUUGUCAGGGGAAGUUGGGAUUCUGAACACACAAGAGCUCCUGGGAAUUUUUCCAGAUUAAUAGGGAGAGAUUCACAGUAAAAUGUAGAAACUCGCCUUGGUGGUGAAAAAUUGAACGUUUCACAUUGGCUGCCUGUUAUCCACUCUGCCCAAUAUUCAGUUGCAUUGCAAUCAAUAGGCGGAAUUUAAUGGUCAUGGCAGUGGGUCCAUGCAAUGGCUGGAGGGCUGGUAGCAACCCCGCAGCAGCUAUUUUGGGAGCCCCAUUUGGAGUAAAUUCUCCGUUGGAUGCCAUUGGGGUUCGCGGCUCCACCAGGGACAAUUUCCUGUCAGGCUUCCUUGUGUGGGGUGGAUGUCCUGCUCCCAAGAGUGCCACCCUCCAUUACUGGCAGUGCCAUCGGAAGCAGUGGUCACUACUGGUACUGCAGUGGGGCCUACUAGAAGGAUUGUUGCUGGAGGCUCUGGACCAAGGUGAGUGGGGUGAGAUUGCCAGGGCAGUUAGGAUACCCUGGCAAGGAGGUAUGGGGGGGGUCGUUAUCAAGGGCGAGGGGUUGGCUUCCCAAGAGUCCCUCCAUCCAAUGGCAGGUCCCCCUGGUGGGGUCAGGAUGCCCAAGAAAGAGGGAUUCCCCCAUUAGACCACAGGCAUAACCACCAGGGUUUCCCUGGCGAUUUUUCCACAUGGCAUGAAUCCUGCCUGGUGCAGUGGGAUGAGGCCCUUAACUGGGCCUUCGGUGGCCACAUAAAGGGUUCAAUUGGCUUCCGGCUGGGAAGGCCAUCCUUGACACUUCCCACUCUGAACUUAAUCAAGGAGAGUUAGGAAGGCGACAGUCUCCACCAUCGCAUCUUCCUGCCACUUUACACGGCUUUCCUUUGCUUUUGCCUGCCUCCUGGGACCUUUAAAUUAAACUCUAUAGAAUGGAAUGUGAGAUGGGUGUGGAAUGGACACUCCAUGCAAUCUUUCCCAGGAUGAAUCUUGACCCCAUUUUCUCUGAUGCACCAAAAGAAGCAAGAUAUUUAAAGCAAAAAAUCUUACCAAAGAAAAUGGUACAAUUUAGAAUAUUAUUUCUCUGAAUUACUCCACACAUUCAUGCAACAAGUCAAGGCCUAUGCUUCAACCUUUCUAGUAUCAAAAACCGACAGUUAUUGAAGUCAAUAUGAGUCAAAAGUAACAAUGCACUCUUCAAUGGAGUUUGUUUUACUUACAGAAAACCUAACAGUUAAAAACUCAGGGUCUUUGCAAUGUAUUGGUCAACUCUAUAUAGCUGAAGAGAUUUUUAUUUUUUGAUUUGUAAAAGCCUUUCAAUUUGCUAUUAAACAAUACCAAGAUGCA
Molecule: messenger RNA, 3386 nt
Organism: Carcharodon carcharias (great white shark)
Lineage: Eukaryota; Metazoa; Chordata; Chondrichthyes; Lamniformes; Lamnidae
Gene: cyp24a1
Product: 1,25-dihydroxyvitamin D(3) 24-hydroxylase, mitochondrial
Exons: 14
Coding region: 27-1544 (505 amino acids)
Biological process (GO): cellular response to peptide hormone stimulus; cholesterol metabolic process; glucocorticoid biosynthetic process
Cellular component (GO): mitochondrial inner membrane
Molecular function (GO): oxidoreductase activity, acting on paired donors, with incorporation or reduction of molecular oxygen; iron ion binding; heme binding
Source: RefSeq, a predicted model, not a curated record